AUGUCGAGGUGGCUCCGGCCUGGUGUGGAAUAUGUCAAGGGGAUGUGGCAGAAUAUGCCCAUGGACCGUCACCAGCAUUUACCCAUGGUCAUCGGCCACGAGUUCUCGGCGAUCGUCACCCAAGCUCACCCUUCAGUGGCUACCGACUUUAAAGUCGGCAACCAUGUGUCGAUUGAGCCGAUCCAGGGAGAUGGAGACUGCCACAUGUGCAUUCAAGGUCGCGAGAACAACUGCGAACGACUGUCGAUACUCGGCCUCACUCAAACGGGUGGCAUGAUUGAGCGGCUGUCGAUACCGGCUCGAAAAUGCCACAAGCUGGAACCCGGCAUAUCUCUACAGGUGGGGGCGCUUGUCGAGCCUCUUUCGGUGGCAUGGCAGGGCGUCGCAAACUCGAAACACAUCUUGGAUAACCACCUCAAUGCCUCGGUGGUCAUUAUCGGGACCGGCAUGAUUGGGAUUGCCAACGCCCUGUGCCUUCGAGCUGUGGGCAGAUUCCAGGUCCUUAUGAUCGGCAGAUCCGCGGCACGCAACGAGACGGUCCAAGGCCUCAAUCUGGCAGAUGUCGUCGUGGAUUUCAAUGACACAUCCCUGGGCAGAAAUUGGACAACUACUUCCAAGGGUCCAUGCUGCAUCUUCGACACUGCCAAUUCACAAUCCACGUUUGACCUUGGGAUAGAUCUGCUCCGGAAAGGGGGCAUGUACUAUACCUUUGGCCAGUUUCACAGCAAUAUCUCGGUUGACAUGAACAGGAUCAUUUCAAAGGCGCUCGUCGUCACCGGAGACGGAUGCUACCGGUCCGGGACGUUUGCGUCCGUCAUCGAAGCCCUCUCCCAGGACUUAAUUCCCACCGCGACCCUUGAACAACUGGUGACCAGGAGGAUCCCGCUGGGUGAAGUGGAGGACAAGGGUCUGAAAGAGCUGAUGGAGAAUAAAGACCAACAUAUCAAAAUCCUUGUUCGAGUGAACGGCGAUAUUCUGGAAUGA
This is a messenger RNA of Fonsecaea nubica, 984 nucleotides long. RefSeq lists its product as hypothetical. Gene Ontology annotation, biological process: butanediol biosynthetic process. The transcript is spliced from 4 exons. Gene Ontology annotation, cellular component: cytoplasm. Gene Ontology annotation, molecular function: (R,R)-butanediol dehydrogenase activity. The record is from RefSeq and is a predicted model, not a curated record. The coding region runs from base 1 to 984 and encodes 327 amino acids. NCBI's taxonomy places the organism in Eukaryota, Fungi, Ascomycota, Eurotiomycetes, Chaetothyriales, Herpotrichiellaceae.